Molecule: messenger RNA, 641 nt
Organism: Cuscuta europaea
Lineage: Eukaryota; Viridiplantae; Streptophyta; Magnoliopsida; Solanales; Convolvulaceae
Source: the annotation of a GenBank genome assembly
AUUCCCAAGCUUAUAUAAUGCCUAGAUGGACAAAGGCUGCUAUUUUGCCAACAAUCAGCUCUUUUCUUACACAAGCUACAAAUACUAUGGUUGGUAAAGUAUUGGAAGAUUCUGUUUGGAGAGUCCAAAUGACUAGGAAGUUCAACACAGUAUUGGCUGGAAGUGCUGGUAUACCAGAAGCUAGGGUAUUAUGUGAACAAGGUAAUGACUCUAUCAGAAACUUCUUAGACAUUCAAAAAUGCGUUUCUGUCGGAGAUGAAACUGCUUCAGAACCAAGGAGCAUUUUGGAUCCUCCACGCUCUCGUCCUAAAGGUCAGCGAAAUACACGAAAGAAAAGCACUGUUGAAAAAUAGUGUAAAAUAGUCAAAGCUCGCAGGUCCAAAUCCCAAAAUGUUGCCAGUAAUUCUACAGUAGUUGCCCAAUCUGUUGUAUAGGAUACUGUUAAUUUGAUGGUUCCACAUGGCUAUCUUGCUCAUCCAGUUGGGGGAAUGACUUCUUUGAUGCCAUUUGUGGAUCUCCACAAGUUUUCGCGCCGUACUUUGUGCAAUCAAAUGUUGUGAAUCAACAACACAUUUAGUUGAAGUAGUUUUUAUAUUUUUUCAUUUUGUUGAGAAAUGUUCCCAAGUUAUUUUCUGUUUAAG